AUGGAGGAGACGUGCUCAGUUUACUAUCUAGUAUUUCCCGAUCCAUCAUCAUCUUUGUACGCCAUUGUUCCAUUUUCCGUGAUAUACUUGAUUUUCUUUAUAUUGGGACUCGCUGGCAAUAUUAUACUUAUUAUUGUUACAAUGAAGAACAAAGUUUUGCAGAGCGUUCAAAACAUGUUCAUAUUAAAUCUGGCUGCUAGUGAUGUCAUAAUGUGCCUGUUAUCUCUGCCCAUUACACCGGUAACAAAUAUUUAUAAAAACUGGUACUUUGGAAAUGUUUUAUGCCAUCUUAUUCCAUGUGUUCAGGGUGUGAGCAUAUUCAUAUGCACGUUCAGCUUAGGAGCGAUUGCAGUCGAUAGGUAUAUUUUGGUCGUCAAGCCACAUACGAAACCUUUAAGUCGACGAGGAGCAUUGAUUGCAACAUUAAUUCUCUGGACAUUGUCGUUCGUUGUUACUCUUCCAUACGCCUUCAACAUGGAGAUGGUCGACUUCUCUUCACAAGGUGUCUGCGGCAAGUUCUGCACCGAACGAUGGACGACGGCAUUUGGACGGCGGCUGUACACGAUGGUGGUGAUGUUCUCGCAGUUUGCAUUACCUUUCACGUUAAUGGCUUUUUGCUAUGCACAUAUUUUCGUGGUUCUGAAUCGAAGAGCAAAAGUAAAAUUGCGAAGAAUGGACGAGUGUUCGGUUGCACUCGAGAAGUCGUUUCCAACUCGCACACAGCAACUGAUGAAGGACACCUGCAAUGAGAUAAAUGAACCUGUGAACUCUUUUCUGGAUAAACAAGAGAAAGAACGGCAACGUCUUACUCAGCAAAAUCGCAGAACAACAUACAUUCUCGUCGCUAUGGUGGUGUGGUUUGGAUUAACAUGGCUGCCUCAUAACGUUGUGUCGCUUAUCAUUGAAUACGAUGAGAGUCAGACAUUUUUUCGCCUCUUCGGACGAGAAGAGCUCGACAUCAGCUACCUCCUCAAUCUGUUCACACACUGCUUCGCAAUGUCGAACAACGUGGUAAAUCCAUUGCUUUACGCAUGGCUAAAUCCCACGUUUCAGAAACUCGUUAUUAAAACGAUAUUUGGCAAAAUGGGAAGAAGGAGGAAGCCGAAGUUAGUAUUUCGAGCUUGUUAUCUUCUCACUCACUUCUUUAGGUUUAAAAUCAUCAGAGCUGUUUUCGCUUGUUUUUUGGGGAAUCAGACCAUCCGUAUGCUAAUUACAGCUUGUGAAGACUUAUAA
This is a messenger RNA of Angiostrongylus costaricensis, 1233 nucleotides long. NCBI's taxonomy places the organism in Eukaryota, Metazoa, Nematoda, Chromadorea, Rhabditida, Metastrongylidae. The record is from the annotation of a GenBank genome assembly.